CCGAGGGGGGGUUUGUUGGGGGGGGCUCCGGCGUGACGGCGGUCGCCGUUGUCUGUGCCAGUAAUAUUCUCUCCCUCGGCCGAACUAAGUUGCCGCAAUGGGGACUUCGUGGAGAGACGCAUACUAUGAAAUGGACCAUCUGCCUCCUCUCCUCGAGGAUGAGGAGAAUGUGUCUCUGGCAGACAUCCUGACUUUGCGAGAUCGCUGUCUGUCUGAGGAGGACGUGUGGGCAGUAUGUGCAGAGUGUGUCCUGGCCCUGCAGAGCAUUCGACCCUCCCACCUCUUCCACACCUUGUGCAUCACCCCAGACACACUGGCCUUCAACGCACAUGGGAAUGUUUGCUUUAUGGAGCAGCUCAGUGAUGAUCCUGAGGGUUCAUUUGUGCCUCCUGAGUUUGACAACACAGGCAGCACAUUUGAGGGCCAUGUUUUUUCUCUGGGCUCAACUCUGUCUGCGGCACUGAAUUUUGUGAUCGAACCAGAAUUGGAGGCUGAGCUGGGGGAAGACACUCAAAAGCUGUUGGAGAAAAUGCAGGAGAAGAAACCAGAGGAUAGACCGCUCAUACAGGACAUCCUCUAUCAGGCUCAAGCACGGCUGCCCCACACCUCUUCUGCAGCUAUAUGCCGUAAAUUGUCUUCUGUUGGACGGCGUGUGCUUUCCAUUGAAUCAAUAUCAAAUUUCCAAGAUGGACAAGAGAGCUAUGAGGCAGUAUGGCAAUGUCCAAAAUCCAAAAGACCGAAUUUGUAUGAUAUUAAUAAAGACCUCUCUGUGAACACUUCUAUGAAGGCAAAUGGUCUAUCCAGACAUCAGAUUGUGCUGCAGGUUUACCAAAUGAAGUGCAUGCAUGUGUGUGUGGGCUGGGACUCCUCCCUCUGGGCUGAUGAUGGUGAUAAUGCAGACAGAUGCUGCAUGGGCUUAGCAGAUGAGCUGGACUGCCGUUCUCACAACAGCUCCCCAGUGAGGAUGAAAACCCAGCAGAGAUUCAACAGGGGGAAGGGGGCGCUGAAUCGCUCGUGCUCUGUCCCCGACUCUAAUAACCCACCUUAUCCUACCACACCUCAUGGAAAUAUCAGCAUACCUGUAUCAGACCUUACUGAGAUUGGAUCAGAUGAACAUUUGUGUUCCAAAUCUGUGUGGCGCAACAGAUCCAAAAGACUCACCCGAGGAAGAUCCUGUGAGUCGUGUCCACGUAGUAGUGCAGAUGAUUGUGUGAGCUCAGUUGCUGACCAUUCAAUAUCAAGAAGAAAAAAGGAAGAUGCUGUCAAGUCUUCAUGCUACGAAGAAACCAAUUUUCAAGACUGUCAUGAAAAGACGAUUAAGGAAGAGAGUCAAAAUGUAGUCUCGUCCUGCACAUCUUCCUCCUGCAACCCGAUAGACAUGGAAUAUGAAACCUUUGGGGCCCAAAUAUCAAAGACCCACAAGCUCUACUUCCCAAAGAAGUACACGACCAAAAGCUUGCUUUUCCUCAAUGAAGAAUCUCAGGAUGAGUGGAUCUCACUAAGAGAGUUACUUGCUCAUUGUGCACUGGGGCUGACAGUGAAUGAGCUGUGGGCUCUCUGUUACACCUGCCUGUCGUCCCUGCAGAACUAUAUUGACUUUCCAGCUUGCUUAUCCCUGGAUACUGUGUACAUUAGCUGCCAAGGAGAGAUGAUUUUCUUGACUCCUAAAAACUUUGGAUCUCAGGAUAUAUUUUGUCUUGCCCCUGAAUAUCAAGAACAUGGAAUUGUAACUGAGAAGGCUUGUAUUUAUGGGAUUGCUGCUAUCCUGUGGACAACGGCAAAGUUCACUUUGUUGCCUAGUCAGAAGCUUGUAAUGCCUCACAAACUGAAGCGACUUCUGCUUGAGAUGGCAAAGAACACACCCAUUGAGAGACCUUCAAUUGCCAUGGCUAAACAGAGCUGUUGUGACUACUUAACACGUCAAGGGACAAAUCCUGAGAAUGUGUGGAACCAGCUCAUCAGCAGGCUUCAUGCGCCAGUCUCAAGAUCCACUAAUGGAGAAGAUUCGAGUGCAGAUGACACAAACCAAAGUUCGAGUACAGAUAUUCCUCAUAUGAGCAGUGGCAGCACGGUGGGCAAACUGGUUUGGACAUCUGCAUCACAGUUCUGCUAUUCAAGCAACAGCGGACUCCAGCACCCAGAGACCUUCAGUUCCACAACCACACUCUUCAUCCCCAUCCUAUUGACCAAUGAAGGGGAAGAGAGCCAAAACAAUGGAACUAUUUACUUGCGCAUGCACACGUCCUUUGGUGAGCACAUCUGCCUCACAGCUCCAAGGACCGGGGUUCAAAUCCUGGCCCCGCCUGUGUGGAGUUUGGAUGUUCUCCCCGUGCCUGGGUGGGUUUUCUCCGGUUUCCUCCCACAUCCCAAAAACAUGCGUGACAUGGACGGUACAGACUCAGGGCUCAUUGAGGAAGGAGACCACUUGGCUGGUGAUGAAAGCCCCUCCACUGAGUGCCAUUCUGAGGGAAAGAAAAGGUUGCCUGAUAUUUGUGAUGAACGACUGAGUCCUAAUUGCUCAAAGGAGAUGGAGGACAGUGAUUCUCUGGUUUCAGAGCAACUCAUCCCACCGGGAUCCAGAGCAGAUGCCCCCAACCUGUACUUCAGGCCGGCAUGGACCUGGGCUUUGGCUUUCUUUGGCGAGGACGGUUUUAGCCCAGAGGUGAUCCAGUAUGCCUUGAGUCUUGGCCAAUACACAGGAUCACCAUGUCUGGAUGUGAAAACACAGGAGCUGCAGCAGCAGCUGCUCAUUGAAACAAGGAAUCUUAAGAAAACAAGAAAUUUCUACCAGAAACUAAUUCAGCAAGAGAGAGAAAAUCAAGUUCCCAAAGGAUUUGAGAACAAAGGGAUACUGUCCAAACUCAAGACCCAGCUUGAAGAACUGAGAUCCAAAGUGAUCUUCUUGGAUUAUGUCAAGAAGUCCCUUGAGAGACAGAGUGUGGAUCAGUGGGGUUUGGACAUGGCAUUAUUGACCUCUUUUGCUACUUGUGGGCUGAACGCUCUAGCUAUCCAAAACUCUGUGGAUGCAUCAAUCUUGAGUUUUGCAACUUGCAAAGGAAAAAUUAAUCUGCAAGCAGGGACUCGUCUUGGUCUCAUGGCUUACCUUUAUGCAAGAAAUGCUGCUUCGGAAGGGUACAUCCAGCAGUUCCUGUAUACGUAUCGCUUUUUCUGCAAUUCUGAGCAGUUACUGCAGUUUAUUAUGGAGACAUUCAUCAGUGCAGUGAGAAAAGGUCCAGACAUAUCUGAAAAUAGUGCGAACAUCUUUCAUCGCAGUUUUGACUUGUUGCACAUGUGGAUUAUGGAUUGUAAAAUGGUAGACUUCACACCAAAGUCCAACAUUGUGGCUGUUUUAGAAAACUUUCUUCAUACUGUGGUAAUUCCUGUGGAUAGUCGAGGGCAUGUCCUUCUCGCCACUCUCCAAAAUCCUCCAAGUACAAUGUGGAGCACAAGGAGAGGGAGUCAUAUCGGAUGUGAGGCAGAAUCUUAUUGUGUUCGAUCGUCUACCGAGGAUCAUGUGAGAAAGUGGAGGAUCUCAAAAACGGUGGAGCGUUCAGCAUCCAUGCCAAAAGAGAAGGACUUCUCCAUUGCUGCAGUUCUGCCCGUACCUUACUACAACUCCCUGGUGGACAAACCUUGCAGCAGUGAUGACUAACUCCCCUCCAGCCAGAAAAAUUACAUUGCUCAGCAUGUAGCCCAGCAACUCACCCUUUUGCAGCAGGACAUUUUUCACGGAUAUCAUCCGGUCCAUUUCCUCAAUUCCAGAAUACAAGGCUUCAGAGACAAGCCGUCAAGGAACAACAACACCUCAAGUACUGGGUCCCGUCAAAUCCCACCAGUAGAGGGCAGCAGCUUUCCACAUGAGGGGACACCAUCAGAGUCCUACCUCCAGCAGCUGCUUGCUUACUCUGACAGCGUUAUGAAAUGGAUCUUUGGUGAAAUAGUCAUCUGUGACUCAAUCAAGGAACAAGUUUCCUUGCUGACCAAGUAUCUAUGGAUUAGGAAGCAUUGCUACGAAUCUCGGAAUUUUGCUACAGCAAUGGAGGUCCUCGGAGGUCUGGACAACGUGACUGUCAGACAAUUACCGACUUGGAAACAUCUGUCUUCCAAGAUGCUUGAGAUCCUGGACGAGCUACGAGCUGUGCAGGUGUUUCUGAAGAGUGACGACAUGUGCCUGAUUGCGGGAGAACACAAGAAGAGAAGACCCGCCCUGCCGUCAGCACACAUCUUGGCCAUGCAUGUUCAACAGCUGGAAAUCGGAGCCUUCACAGUCACGAGCGGAGCUUUCAAUUGGACCAAACUUAGCCUCUUGCCCAAAGUCAGCUGGGAUAUGCUCCAUCUCACCCAUGACCUGACCAGGAGAAGGGGUAGAAACUGGAUGGAUGGAUGGAUGGAUGGAUGGACGGAUAGAUGGACAUUCCUUGAUAAUUCCUUGAUGAUUCCUUCCUCGUUUCCAAUUUUUCUUCAGAAGUUAAGAUGGCGCCCGUGGGAGGUGGGUUUGAUUGGAAAAGAGGUUGCUGCCCAGAUGCUCUGCAGCCGCUGGGCUGAUUGCAAGGUGGUGAGUCAGGUACAUGCCUUCUAAGAGGUCAUAUUCGCCUACAGCCCAAACCAGGACAUGCAGGCCUACCUUCGCCGCCGCAUCACCAAGCUCGGCAAUUCCGAAAUUCACCUCCCGGCUGCUGCCAAUGAUGCUGACUCCAAGCGCUCCACUGAGCGUCAAACAAGGCGGGUUCAGGACACCCUGAAAGAGGUGAAGGCCUCCCUCCAGUGAGUCCUGCCCUGGCCCCAGUCUCGGGGCCCCAGUUAGCGACCCUUAACUGAACCACCACAGUGGGUUCUCUUGGUUAUCGUGGCAGCCGAAUGUGAGCGUUCUCUUUUACUUUUCUAAGCCAAACAUUCUGCUAUAUCAAAUAAGACAGCCAGCGAGACUUUAUUCAUAACUCAUAGCCUUCAGAGUAUAUUGAGCCAGGUGUUUAUUACACCUAAAUAAAAGUCAUAUCAUGCAUUUUUAUUUGUGAUUCAAAUUCGCCUUUGAACGAGAGCCGAGAAUUGUUAAGAACGUCAAUUCUGUGGGUUGCGAUCCAAUUCUAUUUUGAUUCAAUAUUGAUUGAAAUGCUUUGAUGUUGAUUCAAUAAGGGUAGAAAUUCACAAAUAGCGUACCUGUUGGAAUUUAAAUAUUUAUUUUCAUGUCCAUGUGAGCGUCGUAUGUCACCUGACAUUUUUUAGCAAAACAAUUGUGCACAAAAAAAAUAAAUUGUGCACAAUUAUAAUGUAUUUGUGCAUAUGGAGUACACAGGUAAAAAACAUGACAGUUUUGUAUGAACACUGAAAAGGUAAAGUGCAUGUUUGUUACAUCUUGGAAAUUGUUAUAAACCUCACAUAAUGUUUGUUUUUAAACAAAAUCACUUCUGUUAGUUGAUAUUUUAAUUGAUAUUUUUCCCAAAGAAGUUGCUAUCAAAGGGGCCUUUUCUGGACACAGGUAUGAAAAAAAACAAGGUGUUUUUUUAAAAAAAAAUGAAAUUGACACUUUUAUACUAAGUCCAUGUUAGAGAGUCACUCUAUAGAAGUCUACAUAGCCAAAAUAUGGGACCUUUAAGGUUGUUUAGCUGCAUAGAUGGCAAAUCUUAUUGAAGGCCUUACUAGUACAGAGCAAGACUAAAGUGGAUGUCAGUUCGAGUAAUUAAAGCCUAGAUUUACUCUCUCCAGCGGACACGCACCUCAGUGUUGAAACACACGGUGAAGAUUGAAUGGGGCUUGUCUUGAGGAUUUGAUUAAGAUGGAUUUGAAAUAGACAAAUUACAUUUUGUCCUUCUCUCUCGCCAAAUCGUGUUUAUUUUUCCAGGCACAGCCUUCAUUGCAAAGUUGUGCAUCAGGUUAUGCUCUCUGUAUUCCGGAUGGCGGGAGUCGCUCUGGCUCUUGUAGUGUGUGCUGUUUUAAAGAAUUGCUGUCUUUUUGCACUUGAUGACUUCAUGUAUUGUUUUUAUUGUAUUAAAAAUUGUGCCAUAUCAAAAAGUCUUAACAAAAAAUGAGUAUUGUGUUUGGAUGUAUUUUACUUCCACAAUGGAGCGACGUGUCUUGCUUUCCUGCUAUUGUGUUAGUAAUACACAACACAACAACCAUGUACUGAUGUUUAACUUUUGUCUAUAACCAAUGAAACAGAUGUACUGUAUUUAAGAGCAGUCUUUUUAAUGACACUGAAUUUCUUAAACAUUUUCUAUGACCCAAGUGUAUUAAUGUGUGUGUGUGUGUGUGAGAGAGAGUGUGUGUGUGUGUGUGUGUGUUAGUAAAAAGUACCAAUGCUGUAU
Molecule: messenger RNA, 6302 nt
Organism: Phyllopteryx taeniolatus (common seadragon)
Lineage: Eukaryota; Metazoa; Chordata; Actinopteri; Syngnathiformes; Syngnathidae
Product: kinase non-catalytic C-lobe domain-containing protein 1
Exons: 34
Biological process (GO): small GTPase-mediated signal transduction
Molecular function (GO): guanyl-nucleotide exchange factor activity
Source: RefSeq, a predicted model, not a curated record